AUGCCGCCCAGCACCAAGUGCCGCACUGCCCGCGAAAAGUGCGACGGCAUCCAGCCCAUCUGCUUUACCUGCGCCUCCUCCAACCGCGAUUGCACCUAUACCGCCAAUCCCAAGAAGCGUGGGAUCCAGCCGGGAUACAUACGGACACUGGAGCUGGCUCUGGCAUGGACGUUUGCCAACGUGCCGGCAAGCGAGGAUGCACUGCUGAACCUACUGGUCCAGCCCGACGGCCGCGCCCUGCUCUCUGGGAAGGAUCAGGACGGCUCCUACAAGCUCCACCGGAAGUGGAGGAAAAGCGCCUUCUGCCGCGACAUAGAUCGCGUUCUGUCCGGCGCCGACCCGGUUGCAUUCGGCGAGAAGCCAGCCUCCCCAAACUCACCCGACGACGACCAACUGGACGACGCCGAUGGCGCAUCAAUCAUCGCUGCCACCCCUGUUGCACCAUCCUCCCUACCGAGCGGUGGUGCGCAGCUUCACCGCCCCCCUUCUGUAGCUGGCGGCUCGGAAAGUUCAGUUCAGCGAAGACCUGAGCCUGCACAGAGCCCUGCAGCCAUCUCCACAACCCAGCCGCUCGCUCCGGUGAACAGGCCACCUGUUCCCCUUCGCCCCAGACUCAGAGUUCCAUCAAACUUGUGGCGGCUGUUUGACGUCUACUUCGCCUACACGCACUGCUGGUUCCCCAUUGCCGAGAAGCACGAUGUGCUUAAGAUUUCAUACUCGUAUCCCGACGACGGGCUUGAUAUUUCGGCAAAUAGCCCUGGGUCGGGAGAACAUGCAGAGCUUUGGAGUAUACUGGCUGUUGCAUCCGUCCAGGAGCACGCUGCCAACCCUUCAUCCGCUCAACAAAGUGAGGAUGGUGCGAGACUGCUACCCGGAGAUAUUUACAACAUAGCUCGAAGUUUAAUCCCCAGCGAGCAAGGAUCGCACGAGAUUGGCCAUGUCAAAGCUCUGCUGCUACUUGCUUUGGUCAACAUCGGAGCUAACACUUCGCGAGCCGCCUGGUUUCUCAUCGGCUAUGCCGCCCGUUUGGCAUUCGUCCUUGGCUUGCACAACGCCUUCCAGCCUCAGGGGCGGUUUCAUGGCAAUGAGGAUCAGAGCCCAAGAGGGAAACACGUUUUCUUGGCUUGCUUCGCUCUUGACACUAUCGUAUCUGCCCACCUCGGAAGAGAGCCAUUCAUGAGGCGAGAGCAUGUCGAUCGUGUUGGCUUGAUCGCAGAGGAUGGGCUGGAAGAAUGGCAUCCUUGGGUUGGCUGCCCUGACUUCAGACCAAGUUCUUUAAAUCCAGCUCAGUACAAUAGGAGCCCUGUUCACACCAUCAGCACCUUCAACCACAUCAUAAGGCUGCUCAGCAUUGUGAAUGAUGUCACAGUAGGGGCUCUUGAUGGUCACUCGGCUUCUAUGCAUCUACAGCAGUGGAUCACUGGCCUGCCUCCCACGUUCAAGUCGGUCCAAUCGAGCCAGCUCCCUCCGGCGCCAACGCCUACACUCUUCAGCUUGCGACUCAUAUAUCUCUGGACGACAAUGGCAUUUGCGGUCCCGAGCGUCGUGCCUCCUGAGAUGGUUGCCGAGUCGCUCCUCAGGUUUGGGGACGCUUUUGGCACUCCGGCUCUCCUGCCGAUAUUCAGCCCACUUAUUGCUUUGGCAGGCCGCAGUGGUGCAUUCGAGACUCUGCCGCCAGACACUAGAUCCAGAUGGACCACUCUGCUUAGCAAUUACCGGGAGCUAUGGAGGAAACGGGAAACCACGAAAGAUGCAUCCUUGUCAGGCCACAUCAUCAUCAUCGAAUCCAGCGAGCGGAAUCAUUUCGAGAUCACCGGCCUACCCGUCCCCAAUAUCCCAAUAUCCCACGUCGGCAUCGGCGGCCUUCAGCCCGCCUCCGUUCAACAUCGGCAAGAAUAUGCACGAAACAACCAGCAACUCCCAAUUUCAGCAGCCGUUUAG
This is a messenger RNA of Lasiodiplodia theobromae, 1941 nucleotides long. RefSeq names its product Quinic acid utilization activator. NCBI's taxonomy places the organism in Eukaryota, Fungi, Ascomycota, Dothideomycetes, Botryosphaeriales, Botryosphaeriaceae. The transcript is spliced from 3 exons. Gene Ontology annotation, biological process: positive regulation of transcription by RNA polymerase II; DNA-templated transcription. The coding region runs from base 1 to 1941 and encodes 646 amino acids. The record is from RefSeq and is a predicted model, not a curated record. Gene Ontology annotation, molecular function: DNA binding; DNA-binding transcription factor activity, RNA polymerase II-specific; zinc ion binding.